AAAUGUUGGAUUGGAGACAGUUAGGGAGGGUAAAAUAGUCAAACUGUGUUCAGACUUCAGACGAUCAGUAAUAGUAGAUCCGCCUAUCGCCGAUCGCUCAGACUCCGUUGUGUAUUGUUAGUAGAUCCUCUGCUUCCAAAAAUCAGUCACGAGACCAGUCUUUUCCAUGGCAACAAUUUCUGCAACCGGUUCGCACAGAGAGCCCGUGACUCACGUCAUCUUCGACAUGGACGGUCUCUUGCUUGAUACAGAGAAAUUCUACACUGAAGUCCAGGAAAUCAUACUUUCUAGGUACAAUAAAACUUUUGACUGGUCUCUCAAGGCAAAAAUGAUGGGAAAAAAAGCAAUAGAAUCUGCUCGAAUCUUUGUUGAAGAGACCGGACUCAGUGACUCCCUGUCGGCUGAGGACUUUCUUGUAGAGAGGGAGGAGAUGUUGCAGAAACUGUUUCCGUCAAGUGAGCUCAUGCCAGGGGCUAGCCGUUUAAUUAGACAUCUCCAUGCAAAAGGGAUACCAAUUUGUGUGGCUACAGGUUCUCACAUGCGACAUUUUGUCUUGAAAACUCAGAGACAUGGUGAGCUUUUCUCCUUGAUGCAUCAUGUUGUUAAGGGUGAUGAUCCAGAAGUUAAACAGGGAAAACCAUCACCUGAUAUAUUCCUUGCAGCCGCCAAGAGAUUUGAGGGUGGCCCAAUGGAUUCAUGUAAGUGCCUUGUGUUUGAAGAUGCACCCGCUGGAGUCCUUGCAGCCAAGAAUGCUGGGAUGUCUGUAGUUAUGGUUCCAGAUCCACGCUUGGAUAUAUCUUAUCACACCUCUGCAGACCAAGUCUUGAGCUCCUUAUUGGACUUCAACCCUACAGAAUGGGGUUUGCCUCCAUUUGACGACGCCAAAAGUUAAAUCUGCAGAUGUUUUUAACAUUAUUUUCUGGCUGAAAGCAAAGAAUUGCCGAGUCUAUUACUUAUCAAUUGGUGAAAACCAUAAUCACGCCUUCAUUCUUCGCCUUCAGGGCCGAAAGAUAAUCUUUAUGUUUUCUUAUUAUGGUUUGGUCACAUACUUAUUAUUGGAAGAUGACAUUUAAAUAUGAUUUAGACUUCUAGUACUGCAAUUCAGAAC
Molecule: messenger RNA, 1108 nt
Organism: Tripterygium wilfordii
Lineage: Eukaryota; Viridiplantae; Streptophyta; Magnoliopsida; Celastrales; Celastraceae
Product: (DL)-glycerol-3-phosphatase 2-like
Exons: 6
Coding region: 167-892 (241 amino acids)
Biological process (GO): glycerol biosynthetic process
Molecular function (GO): sn-glycerol 3-phosphatase activity
Source: RefSeq, a predicted model, not a curated record